AUGGCCAAUCAGACUGCCACUGUGGGGGAGUUUAUUUUGCUGGGAUUUGCCCUCAGCAGGCAGGUGGAGCUGCCGUUCCUGAUGCUGCUGCUGUCCACAUUCCUGCUGACCCCUGGGAACCUGCUCAUCAUUUCCAUUGUGCUGUCCUACUCCUGUCUCCACACCCCCAUGUACUUCUUCCUGUGCAACCUCUCUAUCCUGGACAUCCUCUUCACCACAGUCAUUUCUCCAAAAGUGUUGGUCAACUUAGCAUCUGGGGAUAAAACCAUUUCCUUUGGGUGUAUCACCCAGUGCUAGUUCUACUUCUUCCUGGGCACGGUAGAGUUUCUUCUGUUGACAGUCAUGUCCUAUGAUCGCUAUGCUGCUGUCUGUUACCCGCUGCAGUACAGCACCAUCAUGAGACCUUCUGUCUGCAUUGGGACUGUUGUGUUUUCUUGGGUAGGAGGCUUCCUAUCUGUGCUCUUCCCAAUCAUCUUCAUCUCUCAGCUGCCCUUCUGUGGCUCCAACAUUAUUAACCACUUCUUCUGUGACAGUGGGCCUUUGCUGGCCUUGGCCUGUGCAGAUACCACUGCCAUUGAGCUGAUGGAUUUCAUGCUUUCGUCCACCGUCAUCCUCUGUUGCAUAGUCCUUGUAGCCUAUUCCUAUACGUACAUCAUCUUGACGAUAGUGCGCAUUCCUUUCAGUGGAAGGAAGAAGGCCUUUAACACCCGUGCUUCCCACCUGACAAUAGUCAUGCUUUCUAGUGGCAUCACAGUGUUUAUCUACGUGACACCCUCCCAGAAAGAAUAUCUGGAGGUCAACAAGGUCCCUUCAGUACUGAGCAGUGUUGUGACCCCAUUCCUCAACCCCUUUGUAUGUACUCUGAGGAAUGACACGGUGUUGGGGGUCCUAAAGGACGUGUGGGUCAGGGUUCAAGCAGUUUUAGAAAAGAGGAUGAUGACAAUGCUGAGGAGCAAAUUGUCCUCUUAGAAAGACCAAUAA
This is a messenger RNA of Myotis daubentonii (Daubenton's bat), 981 nucleotides long. RefSeq names its product olfactory receptor family 6 subfamily J member 1 (gene OR6J1). Gene Ontology annotation, cellular component: membrane. Gene Ontology annotation, biological process: G protein-coupled receptor signaling pathway. Gene Ontology annotation, molecular function: G protein-coupled receptor activity; olfactory receptor activity. NCBI's taxonomy places the organism in Eukaryota, Metazoa, Chordata, Mammalia, Chiroptera, Vespertilionidae. The record is from RefSeq and is a predicted model, not a curated record.